AUGUUCGAAGCAUUACUCGGCAAUGGUCUGAUCCUCAAAAAAAUUAUCGAAGCCAUUAAAGAGCUCGUAUCUGAAGUUAACCUCGAAGUCACAAGUGAAGGUCUCAGCAUUCAAGCAAUGGAUGCCUCCCAUGUAGCAUUAGUAGUCCUUAGUCUCCGAGCUGAACAAUUCGAAGAAUACCGCUGUGACCGCCCUCAGACUCUCGGCGUCUCCAUCGGAAACCUCGCAAAAUUAAUGAAAAUUGCUGGCAACGACGACUCCAUCACUCUCAGAGCUGAAGACGACGCCAAUAUUCUAACCUUAACUUUCACAGGCAAAAACAACGAAAGAGUCAGCGAAUUUAACCUCAAUCUAUUGACCUUAGACUCAGAACACCUCGGAAUCCCUGAACAAGACUACUCUGCAGUCAUGAAAAUGUCCAGUGCUGAAUUUUCCAGAAUUUGCAGAGAACUGACCCAAAUUACAGACACUUUAAACCUAGCAGUUGAUAAAGAAGCUGCUAAGUUCGCCGUUUCUGGAGACAUUGGAGCUGGCUCUAUCACAAUGAGGCCUAACGACUCUGACAAAGCUGAAGAAAAAAUGUUUUUAAGGGCAACUGAGCCAGUUUCUAUGGCCUUUGCAUUGAGAUACCUCAAUUUAUUCAACAAAGCGGCCAGUCUUUCAGACGAAGUCACACUUAGCAUGUCCCCAGAAGUCCCAAUUGUGCUGCAGUUUGGAUUUGACUUAGGAGAGCUUAAAUACUUCUUAGCCCCAAAGAUCGCUGAAGAAGCUUAA
Messenger RNA from Blepharisma stoltei, 774 nucleotides. The record is from the annotation of a GenBank genome assembly. NCBI's taxonomy places the organism in Eukaryota, Ciliophora, Heterotrichea, Heterotrichida, Blepharismidae.